This is a messenger RNA of Schistocerca cancellata (South American locust), 3791 nucleotides long. RefSeq names its product fat-like cadherin-related tumor suppressor homolog. The coding region runs from base 223 to 2424 and encodes 733 amino acids. Gene Ontology annotation, cellular component: plasma membrane; cell-cell junction. The transcript has 19 exons. The record is from RefSeq and is a predicted model, not a curated record. Gene Ontology annotation, molecular function: calcium ion binding. Gene Ontology annotation, biological process: homophilic cell-cell adhesion. Lineage: Eukaryota; Metazoa; Arthropoda; Insecta; Orthoptera; Acrididae.
UCACCGCCGUCUGGUCUUCGUUCCCUCAGCUCACCUCCGCAGUGUUUGUUUACAGUCACGAACCUAUGCUCGCGUCGCGUCAGUCCGACUGCGCUCCCGAACGCACGCUACGCUAGCGAUUUCCGCAUACAGUGAAUUUCCUGCAAUCCACAGUGACUUCUAACAUGCAAUAAAACAGUUCUAAGUGCUCCGACAACGACGCCGAAAACAAUACACCUUCGAAUGCAGCGGCUGCGAUGGCCCGGUGACGCAGAACAUGAGAUGGAGAAGCUGGCGCGCCUGCUGUUCCUCGUGGUGCUGUGGGCUGUCUCGGUCACCGCGCAAUUACCGCCUGACAAUCGCUGCUACCUGGAUUCUGGAGGCUCGGGGGAGACUUUCUUUGUCAGUGAAGACGCACCUGUGGGCUCUCUCAUUGGAAUACUUCACAUUUUGGGUGAUCCAAGCCUUGGUGUGGGUAACAUAGAACUCCAUCUGCAAGAAAUUGAUAGUCCACUGAGGAUAGUCCCUGGGACAAAGAACCUGACGCUAACUCGCCGUCUUGACAAGGAAGGUGUGGAUGGACCAUCUUCAGUAUUUGUCAGUGUCAUAUGUGAACGCAAGAGGACUUCAGACCCUGGAUUCGUAAUUCCGGUGAACAUCAGAGUUACAGAUGUCAAUGAUAACACGCCUCAGUUCAUUAACGCACCUUACAUACUCAACAUAUCAGAGGUUACUGUUGUUGGCACAAGAGUCCUGCAGGGUGUAAAAGCAAUUGAUGCAGACCAGCAAGGCCCUUUCUCCACAGUCCAUUACUCAGUACUUCCAGGACCUCAUUCGGACUACUUUAUUUUUGUAAACCCUUUGGAAGGAACAUUGUUGCUGAGGCGUCCACUGGAUUAUGAGACACUGUCAAAUUUUACUCUCACAAUAAGGGCACAGGACCAGGGAUCGCCACCUCGAUAUUCAGAUGCUGUCAUCUAUGUGUAUGUGAUAGAUGCAGAUGAUCAGAAUCCAAAAUUUUUUGAUGAAAGAUACACUGCUGAACUGCCUAUUGUGCCAUUACAGGGAACACGCUUGAAGGUCCUGCCAAGAGAAAUUGCAGCAUAUGACCAGGAUGUUGGGAUCAAUGCACCUAUUUAUUACACUUUCAACUCUGCAACUCAGGAUUACAGAUUUUUUGAAAUUGACAGAAGUUCGGGUCGUGUAAUUUUGCAAAGAACCGUGCCUGACGAUGAGCUCCUGCAGCCUACAACUCUUGUUGUUAGGGCUACACAAUAUGACAACCCAGAUCGGUAUGCGUUAGCAACAUUGACAGUUUCAAGGCCUGGUGUUGUUGCUGGUGAUCUGAUGUUUAUUCAGAAGCAUUUCUCAGCUUCUGUGCUAGAAAAUGUUCCUCUAGGAAGUGUGUUACUUACUGCUGUUACCAAUAAACCACGUGAUAGGAGAGUACGAUUUUGGCUGGAAGAUCCCACUCACUCUGGCACAUUUAGCAUUACUCAGUCUGGAGAUUUGGUUCUAAGACGUGCACUUGACUAUGAAACACUUGACAACUAUCAACUGAAAGUUCAUGCUACUGAUGGUCGAACGAAUGACACUGCUCAACUUGAAGUCUCAGUUCUCAAUGUGAAUGAUUGGGACCCACGAUUUCGAUACCCACAAUAUGAGUUCUUUAUAUCGGACUUGGAUGUUCAGCCAGGAGAUGUAGUUGGCAUUGUAGAAGCUGCUGAUGGAGACAGAGGAGAUACAAUCACAUUGAGUCUGAAAGGACCAGAUGCCAGGGUGUUCAGCAUCAAUGACAGAGGAGAAAUAUCCAUUCAGGAUAUCUCAAAACUGAACAGUAGUUCAGCACAUUUUGUAGCAGUUGCGAGAGAUUCAGGAAUACCACCAAGAGAGGCAUCAGUUCCUGUUACAGUGUUCUUUCCUGAAGCCCUUGUGAGAGCACAAGGUGCAUGGUCUCCUGGAGGAACAGGCUUCCUCCUCAUGGCCAUAUUUGGAACACUCCUUGCACUUCUGGCCUUAAUUAUAUUUGCUUUAGUUUUGUACAUUUAUAAACAUAAACGUCGGAAAGCUGCUACAAAGGCUGCUGGGUACGCAGCCAGUGAAAUACAGCAUAAGAAGUUGCCACCUGGAUCAGCAGAUAAGGUGGAAAAUCCUGUUUUUGGUGACUCUGAAACUGCGACAGUGAGAGUUGGUGGUCGAUCUGCAACAAGUAAAGUAGCUCCAGCACCACCUACAGUUCCUUCACCACCAGUGCCUCCAUCUGACUCAGCUAGAGGUAUUGGGUGGCCAGCUGGAUCCAUUCCCAGGCGUGUCAAGAAAUUAAGUUGGGAUGAUGAAGCAGCAGCACCUCAAAUCCCCAAGACGGAGCUUGACCCGGAUGUAAGUGUAACCCCCAUUACAGGAGAGCAGGAUUCAGAACAAGCUAACCUCACAGUCUAUUUUUAGAAACCAAUGAUGAGAAACUGGUAAUUUAUAUAUGACAAUUGUUAAGUUUAUUCUGAGUCUAUAACCAUAAUAUGUACUUUGAGCUAUGAAAUGCUCCUAAGACUGAAAUAUAGAGAUAAAAAUGAAGUUGUAUCCCAGGCACUUGGAGUACUGACCUUGGAAUAAAAUUCUACAACCUCUUGGUGGUUCUAGUAAUGUAAGAAAUCUGAAUGCUUCAUCCAAAAUUAUAUCAGGUCCUCUAUAAACUGUAUGGAUUUGCUGUUUGGGGUGAUAUUUAUAGAGGCAUUAGAUCAUUAAAUGAUCUGAAAAGGAAAAGUGUUUAAUUAUUUUCUUAAUGUAUUUGUCUGUUAGUAAUUAUUGUAUGACAAAACUUGUAUUUCACCUGUAUGGAACUGUGAAAUACUGCAGACUGCAUAUCCUAUAGGGCCUUACUGUAAUUUAAUUUACAAGAUGUCUCUUGGAAACCUUGAAAAGAAUGUAAGUUGAAUGCCUUCAGUUCCUUAAUUAGUGGACAAUGAAUAUGCAUAGAGACACAGGUCAUAAAAUUAUUAAUUUCAGUAAAAUGAAUAACACUGUAUACGUUUUGUAAUGAUAUUUCACUAUAUGAAGCUCAGUUUGCUGUAACAACGAAAACUUUAACAAAGAAAUCAUAGUCUGUGAUACAUAUGCAGAUUGUACAUUAUGUAUUGUUCAGAAAUGAGAAAGAAUAUUAAUAUGCUUACAAAGCCACAACCUUAUAUGGAAUUCAAUUCAUGUGUUGUUUCUAAUUUGUUUUGUGAUAUAUGUCACUGUACAGUUUCCUACACCAUGAAUUAAUUAAUGUCUGUGUAGAGUUUGACAGUAUCAAAGUCAAAUGGCAUUUCUUGUGAUAAAAAAAUUGAUAUAAUGAGUUUUGUAAAGAUAAACCAAAGACAUGGAAAGCUGUUUGUUCCACAAAUUAAACUUUUACUUGAGUAAAUUACCAUUUCUACCUCAACUGUUAAGCAGAUUGUUAAAUUUUUUAAUUUUUUGUUGUUUAAAAUUGUUUAACAAAUAAUCUUUUUACGUUGGAAAAUGUAUUUGGCUUCACUCUUGUCAUACAUUCGAUUACCGUAAACAUUUAGAGAUAUUGUCUAAAACGUGUGUGUGUGUGUGUGUGUGUGUGUGUGUGUGUGUGUGUGUGAUAUCAUUACUGUGGACCAUAAAUAACUACAAAUAUCAUGAGACUAUUAAUAUUAUUGCAGAGCCACAGGUCAGUAAUUUGCAGAAAGUACAUAUGAUGCAAAACUACUGUGGUAUUGGAUGUACAUAACCACCUCUUAUCUUCAAAUAACUGUAAAUUAUACAUGUAAAAAUUGUACCAUAACUUACUUGAAAGAUGAAAUAUA